Molecule: messenger RNA, 528 nt
Organism: Tilletiopsis washingtonensis
Lineage: Eukaryota; Fungi; Basidiomycota; Exobasidiomycetes; Entylomatales
Product: ribosomal protein 60S
Exons: 5
Coding region: 141-482 (113 amino acids)
Biological process (GO): cytoplasmic translational elongation
Cellular component (GO): cytosolic large ribosomal subunit; ribosome
Molecular function (GO): structural constituent of ribosome
Source: RefSeq, a predicted model, not a curated record
CAGGGCUGGGCAGCUCCGUGCCUCCCUCUGCCUUGACUGCUCACCACCACUCGCCUUCAACCAAAAGUCUUCUUCGGAUCAAAGCCUAGCGCGGAUUUUCGGUGGCACUCAACCUCUCACACCUCUAACCUCACGUCAAAAUGAAGCACAUCGCAGCCUACCUGCUCCUCACCGUCGGCGGCAACUCGUCGCCGUCGGCCGCCGACGUCAAGGCUCUCCUUGACACCGUCGGUGUCGAGGCUGACUCUGACCGCCUCGAGAAGCUCAUCUCUGAGCUCGAGGGCAAGGACAUUGCCUCGCUCAUCUCCGAGGGCUCUGCCAAGCUCGCCUCCGUCCCCUCGGGCGGUGCGGGCGGUGCCGCCCCGGCCGCUGCUGCCUCGUCGGGCGGUGCCGCUGCCGCUGCCGACGCCCCGGCCGAGAAGGAGAAGGAGGAGGAGAAGGAGGAGUCCGACGACGACAUGGGCUUCGGUCUCUUCGACUAAGCGUCUCGCCAUCUCACGAUGUCGCGGCCAAAAGGCGUGUGCGGCG